This is a messenger RNA of Durotheca rogersii, 1309 nucleotides long. Its product is annotated as terpenoid cyclases/protein prenyltransferase alpha-alpha toroid. The record is from RefSeq and is a predicted model, not a curated record. The coding region runs from base 137 to 1132 and encodes 331 amino acids. Gene Ontology annotation, biological process: protein geranylgeranylation. The transcript is spliced from 2 exons. Gene Ontology annotation, molecular function: Rab geranylgeranyltransferase activity. Lineage: Eukaryota; Fungi; Ascomycota; Sordariomycetes; Xylariales; Xylariaceae. Gene Ontology annotation, cellular component: Rab-protein geranylgeranyltransferase complex.
GUAGGUACAUUAUGCGGCCACGUGAAGUUAGGUGCCUGCCUACUUCCGUCCGAAACCCAUUUCUCCCAAUGCUUACCUAUCCAGCGGAAAGCUAAGCAUCGCGGGACGCCUACCUCACCUAUGCCACACCGAACAGAUGUCAGGCAUUCGGAAUUUACCCGACGAGCUCCAACUCGCCACGACGGCGCACGUCAAAUACAUCCAGAGCCUCGACACGAGGAAGGAUGAAUACGAAUACUGGCUUACCGAGCACCUCCGCCUGAAUGGACUCUACUGGGGGCUAGUGGCCUUGCAUCUUCUGCGACAUCCCGACGCCCUGCCUCGAGACAAGACCAUUGACUUUGUCCUUUCGUGCCAGCAGGAGAGCGGGGGGUUCGGGGCCGCACCAGGCCAUGACGCCCAUAUGCUCUACACUGUCAGCGCCGUCCAGAUCCUCGUCCUAGUUGAUGCCCUGGACGAAUUGGACAAGCGCGGCAAGGGGAGUGGCAGAGCCCAAGUGGGCAAAUUCAUGGCAGACCUUCAAAAUCGCGAAACCGGCACCUUCUGCGGCGACGAAUGGGGAGAGGAAGAUACGCGGUUCUUGUACGGCGCCCUGAAUGCGCUCUCCCUCCUCGGUCUGACGCACCUGGUCGACGUCGAGAAGGCAGUUGAGCAUAUCGCAUCCUGCAGGAACUUCGACGGCGGCUACGGUGUUAGCCCCGGCGCCGAGUCCCACUCCGGCCAGAUAUUUACUUGCUUGGCUGCCCUCUCCAUCGCCGGCCGGAAGGACCUGAUCGACGUCGACAGACUGGCUGCCUGGCUGAGUGAGAGACAGGUGCCUGGCGGCGGCCUGAAUGGCAGACCCGAAAAGAAAGAAGACGUUUGCUACAGCUGGUGGGUGCUGAGCAGCCUAGAAAUGAUCGGCCGUACGCAUUGGAUCGAUCGGGAGAAGCUCGUCCACUUCAUCCUGACCUGCCAGGAUACUGAGAACGGCGGUUUGGCAGACCGGCCCGGCAACAUGGUCGAUGUCUGGCAUACGCUGUUUGGCCUCACGGGGUUGAGCUUGCUCAAGCACCCUGAUGUGGAUGCCAUCGAUCCUGUGUAUUGUCUACCAAAAUCUACAACCGACCGCGUGUUUGGCAAGUCGGCGUGAUCAAACGACAAAUUUCUCAACAUGGAUCUGUUUCAAAACGCUAUUAAUGACUCGGUAUAUCCAUGUAUUUCGCCAUCUCUACUACCCUCGCUCCUCUGCAGAUUGCGGGAGCGACUCUUGCGACUCAAUUGUUUUCGAGGUAACUUCGUGAGCCCAGUAGCUUGGCUCAUUCUCGCU